ACAGCUUCGGUGAGUCGUCGCAGAGUGCAUUAGACUACGGCGCUGGUUAGGAGCCCCUUUUUUCUGAUUAUCAGCCACAGCGCGUUGCCAAAAGCAUCACAACUUUUUAUUAUUAUUUUCGCCAGUGUUUUAUUAUACCAUUCGAGAGAAUUAGCAUUUUGAAAUUAUUAUUAGAGAAAAGUGUAACAACAACAACAGCCUGUGUUUCAGUCUCAUCCGGAACGUGACACGACUAGGAAGAAUCCAACCCUGCAAGCCAAUUUCAUCGGGAAAAUUGUCCCGAACUAACUUUUGUUUUUGGUUUGUCGCCCGCGCGCCAAAAUCAAACCCCAAAAUGGACGGCCGAGAGAUGAUCUAUUGGCUCCUGCUGCUGGAACUGUCCGUCCUGGCGGCCCAGCCGUUCGACAACAACAACAACAACAGGCCGGUCGAUCACCAGCGCAAGAUCUUGGUGCGGAUGGUUUGGCCUGGGGGCCACACCGUCACCCCUCCGUCAGAGGAUGACACAACUCCGAUUCCGGUAGUCAUUCCGGCUGCUAGUUUCAGCCGCCAGAUGAUCAUCAGGUUCCCGUCGUCCGGAUCCAUCAGUUCGGCGGAGCAGAAACAACAAUCCUUGCAGGCGAUUUCGUCGGCUGGAUACGAUCCGCCCACGACGGAAGAGUCGGCCGAUUAUUCGCUGGACAGUUACGUCAGUCUGUCGCUAUCCAGCGGCGGAAGCGAUGCGGAAGGAGCCGAUCAGAACCUGCACCGAUCCAGGAAUGAGAAAUCCUACGACGGAAACAACAGCAAACUGGAUCUGCUCCAGCAGCUGCUACGCCUGGCCCCAUCCAGCGUGGAAAACGGCAACUACGACAAGUGCAAUCAUCCGUUCCACAGCUGGAUCUGCAGCAACAACAACAACAAGGAGAUUGCACGAUCCACUACGCCGCAACCUACGACAACCAUCCAACAGCAGGCGGAAUAUUUCCCCAUUUCUUCAUUUGAAAAUGUUCAAAUUUUGAUUCCGGAUCUCAGCCCGACUAUAGUUCCACCGCUUCCGGCUCCUCCUACUCCGAUUGAGGAGCGCAUUGAAGUCGUGGAUUCGUGGGCCGGAAUGGAUCCCUGCAGUCACCCGUUUCACAGCUGGAUGUGCAAAAAGCCCAAAAUUAUCCAGCCUCCGACUCCUCCGCCGGAAUUCAAAGAAACCGGAGCAUCGGUACUGGAUGAGAAUCUUUUGCUUCCGUCGGUUGAACCCAGCACGACGACAUCCACCACUACACCCGCACCCACCACGGUUCCACCCACAACCAAACGAUCCAGUUGGGAUGGAGCCGAUCCUUGUACUCAUCCGUUUCACAGUUGGUUGUGCGGAAAACGCCAGCCGGCCGCUAGAACAACAACAUCGCCUCCGCCAACCACAACAACUCCGCAGCCAUUCAAUUCGGAUGCUUCUUUCUUCAUUCCGGAUCUCAAUCCCGCCCCGAUUCCGACUACCACCCAACCGCCUCCGCCCACGACGACUCUUCCUCCGCUCAUCAUCCGCACGUUGGCUCCGAAAAAAGGGUGGGACGAAGCGGAUUCGUGUUCCCAUCCAUUUCACAGUUGGCUCUGCGAGAAACCCAAAGUGAGGACGACUCCGCCGCCGACAAUUCCGCCGAUCACAACUCCCAUCCCUACCACCACCACGACUCCGCCUCCACCUCCUCCGCCGGAAGAGAUUGUCAUCUUUGAAACAGCUCCCUCGAUUGAUGAGGGGAAUCAACUGGUUCCGGAUGUUUCUCCGCCUCCGCCAAUCACGACGGCCAAACCGACGAAAUCAUCCGGAUGGGACGAGGCGGAUUCGUGUUCGCAUCCGUUCCACAGUUGGUUGUGCGCCAAGCCGCAGGCGAAACAACCCAGGACAACUCGUCCGCCCCCGACCACGACCACUCCUCUACCGGCGGCGGAUAUCCAGCUUCCGGAGGCCGCAUCGAAUUUCGAAACGCAGGACGCCAUUCCGCUGCCGCCGCCGGAAAUCACAACGUACAGACCCGCAGUGAAAAUAAUACCUACACAAUCUUCCGGAUGGGCGGAAGGUGCGGAUCCGUGUAGUCAUCCAUUUCACAGCUGGCUGUGCGCGCCUAAGCCGCCAGCGAAAGCCAGGACGACUCGUCCGCCUCCGACGACAACUCUUCCACCUCCGGCAGACAUCCAGCUUCCGGAUGCCUCGAAUUUCGGUCCUCAAGAUGCGAUCCCGCUUCCGUCACCGGUGGUUAUCCCCACACCGGCAGCAGUGGUCAUUCCAACUUCCGGCUGGGCGGAAGGUGCGGAUCCUUGCACUCAUCCGUUCCACAGUUGGUUGUGCAAUCGUUCGCCAUCCGCCAAACAGAACCUGGAGCUCGGUUCUAAUUUGAGGGUCGGUCGCCAAUCGUCCUUCCAGUCGGAAGUGGAAGCCCAGGAAGAGGAAACGGUGGAAUCGUCACGAUGGAACAAGUUUGAAUCGCUGCGGCUGUUGCCAUCUGGCGUUCGCCAAAGGAAAUAGCCUAAAGAAAAACAAACAAAACACAAAUUAAACAAAAUACUCUUUUUUUCAUUAAUUCCGUGUGCCAUCCGAUUCUUAAUUCAAACUUCCCGCUCCUAACAUCCAUGAUAAUCCUAGCGACAAUUUUUAAACAAAACACACAGACGGAAAACACUAUUACCCCCCACAAUAUUUAGCCUAGCUGGCACUAUACUCCACACACAUUUUAAACAAUUUCAAAUUGUAGUUAAUUCAAGUCAAGCCUCAUUGUGGAAUUGUAUCGAGAUUUUCGACCGGAAACGGACAGCGGAUCGCGGUUUCCCUCCCCCAAAAAAUUCAAAAAUAUGCUACACAUGAAUCCAGAUGCAAGCAGGUAUUGUAUCAUGUCAGGCAUAACAAGUUGCCACUAAUUAAAUUGGGGACUAAAAAAAAAAUUGAAAGUAUACGGGAUUUGAUUUAAUCGGUUUUUGAUAGCAGGAAGAAAGUAAGAAUCAAAAGCAAAUUAAAUAAUAAUAAUUAAAAAAAAAUAGGACAAAAUCAAAGACAAAAAAAAAUGUUUAAAAAAAUUCUACGACAUUGAUAAUUUUAUAAUUGAAAAAAAAAAUUCGAAAUACAAAAAUCGAGUUUAGAUUUAUCUCACGAUUCACCAUCAUCAGCGCCAUCUGGAGAGCGAGGCUGGACCUUGUAAGAUUCUUUUCUUAAUAACACACGAGAGGAAAACAAUCACGCAACACCGAACACAAAUAAACACACGCAACUGCGGUAAUAGGUACAUAUAAUCUAACGUUACCGACCCAACAUUUCCAUCAACGCAAUACGAAAUAAUAACACAAUAAAUUGCAAAAUCAUUCGGUCCGAUCCCACAAAUGGAAAUUUAUAAAUUUGUUUGAUUAAACCCUCACAUUCAUUCGUUCUCCAAAUUCUCUUUUUCUCUUUUUUUGUCUCCAAAAUGUUUGUUUCAAAUGAUCUAAAUGUUCCCUUCGAAAAAUAUGUAUCGACAAAAAUAUUCUUUCGACAUUUUAUUGUGUAAAUAAACGCGGCGUUCGAUUCGGCAAAAAAA
Messenger RNA from Daphnia pulex (common water flea), 3539 nucleotides. RefSeq names its product mucin-2-like. The record is from RefSeq and is a predicted model, not a curated record. The transcript has 2 exons. NCBI's taxonomy places the organism in Eukaryota, Metazoa, Arthropoda, Branchiopoda, Diplostraca, Daphniidae. The coding region runs from base 335 to 2500 and encodes 721 amino acids.